AUGCUCUUUCAGAGCCUUCUCUCCUCUUCCCUUCUCCUGGCUAUCGCCCAUGCUGGUCCAACUGCCUCUAGCCAAGGUCUCGCCAAGCGUGAUGGUUUCCCCGUCUGCGACGACACUUCCAGGACUUACGAAGGUCCCUACACCGACGGCGAAGGAACAUACGUGACUUCCGACCGAACUACUCAUCCCUACAAAUUCCCCAAGGUCCGCAAAUGCUGGUACGACUACUUCGUCCUCGAGACCUCCAAGGAGUAUACCCCAUGGCAGAAAGCCUCCGGCAACAUCUACUGCACCGGCACCCAAGUCUGCACUGCCACCAAGCUCGUCGGCAACGAAGUCUGCCAGGAGCGCUCUGAGAGUAUCAGUGUCAGCGUUGGUGCUGAGAUCGAGGGUUUCAGCCUUGGUCUUGACUUCACUACCACCGACACCGAGUCCAAGUGUGUUCAGGCUCAGGACCUGACUGCUUGUACUUGGGAUGAUGGCGCUUGCCAUACUGUUUGGACCCAGCAGGAGGUCAUGAGACAGAAGGGAUAUCGUCGACAGAGAUGUAACUGGGGUAAUGGAGAUGAGACCCAGUGUAUGGAUAACUGGGAGCAGACUACACCUUCUGACUUUAUCAGCUAUGGUUGCGGAUCCAAGUGCACUGAUACUAAUGAUUGCGGUAACACUGAUGGCAAGCCUUGCUCCAAGUAA
Molecule: messenger RNA, 693 nt
Organism: Fusarium mangiferae
Lineage: Eukaryota; Fungi; Ascomycota; Sordariomycetes; Hypocreales; Nectriaceae
Exons: 1
Coding region: 1-693 (230 amino acids)
Source: RefSeq, a predicted model, not a curated record